CGCGGACCGAGAGUUCACCACUCGCCACUGCAGUGAGAGCGACGACAGCUGGGGCCGCCUUCCCGCCUGCUUCCUGCAGCGCUGUCUCGCAACUACAUUCGCCGACGCCGACUCAGACCACCGCAUCCAGCCCGCUUCAAACCGAGGCUGGCAGUACGCUUUCAACGAGAGCAGAGAGAGCGGGAAUCUCUGACUUGGUGUUCGCGUCGGCUGCGGCCGACGGCGUGAAGUUCGCUGGAUCAACGCGGGGACUCGCAGCCACACCCUCAUCAGAGUCCGCCGAAUCUGAUACUGAGAUUCGAGAGUCGCUCGCGGAAGUGGAGGCGUUUGUAUGGAAGCGUCCGGACGUUAAUCCGCGCGUAAAGAGCAAGGGGCGCGGAAAGUUUGCAGUGUGCGAGGAGCUCGCUGGUGCCGAGCGCGUCAAGUCUCUCGUCGCAGCAGAAAGCCGGGCUCUCGAACACUACGUGCUUCCCAUCGAGCCACAGGCCUCCCACGAUGAUGAUGCGCUACUCUCGAACCCCAUGGAGCAGCGCGUGGUUGAGGCCAUCCAAAAGUAUCGCUUCGUAGACGAGUCGGCGUGUGCGCCGACGGUGGCUAAAGACAUGUUGUGCGCCGAAACAUGGGCAGGUGUAAGUCUGAUCGAAGAACAAGAAGAAGUGUGCGAUGCGCAGCAGCCGGCGAGCACGCGAAAUCUGAAGCGUGCCGCGGCGUCUUCGCUCGGCGUGGCGCUUCGCAUGAUGGUCUCGUCCACGAAAGCAGGUGAGUGGAUGGGAGUCCGCGGUACUACUUCGAGCCGAGCCACUACAAGUGCUGGUGACCGCCGUCCCGUGGUCGUGGUAAACGAGGGUCUGUUGCACCUCCUCACCGUGCUUCACACCGGAUACAUGCAGGAGCGAUUUCCGCGAUUCGAGUUCCACGUCUUUUUCGAUGCCGCUACGGGGCUCUUAUUUUUGUGGAAUUCAUUGCAAACGGGGUUCCCGGACCGGGUCGCGCAGCACGGCGCAGCGGAUGCCGAGAAAAUGGCUCGAAAGGCCGAGGCGAAGAGCCGAAUCGAUGAUCGUUUUGCCGAGCACGUCGUAGAAAGAGGAAGAGAAGCGAUGAAGGGUGGCAAUGUCAGUGACCAGGACGGAAGUUCGUUCUCGACUAGCUUGCGUAAAAUGAACUUCGGAAAUGACACAGAGCUGCGCAAUUACCCGUGCAGCCUGUUUCGCAUCGAGACCCUGGACCAAUUCUUUCCAGUGUUCGCGCCGAGAGCUGCCCACGAUCCGAGCUUCCUUGUCUUCGGCUGCAGCCCCAUGCUUUUCGUCCCGGGUCGCGCCACAGCCACAGGUGCCACAGCAGCACCUACAGCCGCGUCGAGCACAACAUCAAGAUCAGCAAGUAAAGUGAAAGACCACAAGAAAGCCCGAUGCUUUCUGCAGUGUCGCCGCGCAAAUCCGAGGACCAGGGCGGCCCACGCCUCGGGAUGGACGGACAAAAAAGCGGUGUCGAAGAUGUUUUAUGACGGCAGCGUCUACCGGCUGUACGCGAAGCUUGCUUGCGGCGGCUCUGGCGCCGCCGCGUUCGGCUUUCACGACGAAGCAGGAAAGGUGGAGAGCCUGCUCCGCAUCGAUUCGCUGGACGAGUACCGGCAGACCUUCAGCUACAGCCUCAACCACGAUCUGGCGCAGGGUGGCGAAGCGCUGGGAGGCAUAUUUGCAUGGCUGCUGGACAAUGUGUCGGCUAAAGUGCCGAACACGUGCGUCACCGUCGUGAAGGACGAUCUGCGCGGCGCCACGGCGGCCUUAGCGGGGACAAAAGGAAAGGCACAAGGAAAAGCGGGUGGUCGGAAGGGAGCUGGCAAGGCUUCCGGGGGAGCAGGGGACGGAUACGCAAGUGAGGUGCGGCUGCGGUUUGCAAACGCGAGGCUUGGAGUCGAUUAUAGCGAGGAAAUGCUAGCGAAGAUAAACGAGUUCUGUGAGAAGUGGAGAGAGGCAGAAGAGCUUUAGUCUGGGAAUCUGGGAGAGAUGGGUUUUUUUUUGAAGAGAUUUGAAGAUCUGGCCUGAAAUGAUUUGGAUUUUCCGAUGUUAUACGUAGCCGCAACGUCGCGCAAAAGUAAGAUGUAUAUUUCAGAGCUACCACGAUGAGCUUUUGUGAUAGCUGUCAUUGCCGUUCAUGCGAGACCAUGAUCAUACGAACGAGUGUCACAGUUCUGGGCUGGCCUUUCGGCUCCUCAUUCCUUUUUACCCAGAACCGUAAGCUGACGCCUCAGUCCUCAACAUUUCUAUCUCCGCAAGAUAUUUCAGCUUAAUUUAGGCCGCGCACAUAGAAUCAUAUAGCCAAUAGAAACAAUUCGGUCCACGAGCACUUCCAGCGCCAGCGCGCGCUUAUUGCUUUAAUUCUCCAUAUGAGGGCGCCACGCCAUAUGAGUUGUUCCAAUCUCACCUCAUUGUAUGCCCCAAAUCGGGUUCUGCUGGCUGCGUAUUUUGUUGGCAGAGAGGAGAAGAAGUUGCUGCUUUCUCCCGACAGCAGUCCUGGCAUGAUCACAGGACAGUGUAAGCACGCUGUAGGAGGAAUGUGAGUCGGUAUGUCCGUGUCAGACCAGAAUACCACCAGCACGUGACCAUACCUACGAACUGCUACUUGCACAGUGAGCAGAACAAGCAGGACUACAUUUAGGUGACCAGGUCAGCUCCUUGAUUUGUCGACGCCGCGUUAUUGGAAGUCUGAAUGCGUUGAGAGACACAUGACGAAGGACAGUCCAGACAAUACGCAGAUUAUCCUACUCAACACAAAUGUUGUAUAUCUACGCGCUACUUUGAAGUACAUUUACAAGGAGAAAAGCCA
This is a messenger RNA of Amoebophrya sp. A25, 2826 nucleotides long. The record is from the annotation of a GenBank genome assembly. Lineage: Eukaryota; Dinophyceae; Syndiniales; Amoebophryaceae.